Owenia fusiformis is the source of this 2113-nucleotide messenger RNA. The record is from the annotation of a GenBank genome assembly. Lineage: Eukaryota; Metazoa; Annelida; Polychaeta; Sabellida; Oweniidae.
UUUUAUACAGAACUUUUUUACUGUUUAACAGUAUGUGUAACUACACGUAGGACCAUUAUACAUGAAAAGGUAGAGAGCUGUAGAUGCAUACAGUUUCAUUGCCUUGAAAGAAGAGAACUGGCUGAUCUGCAUCAUCAGAUAUUUAAUGCAGAAAACAUGGGCUGUUCGGGUUCCAAAUCAGAAGGUGCAACUUCUAGAGCAACAUCUGCACAGGGAGACUCUAAACAGAGAAAUAAAGAUGGCAAUAAAUCUGUGGCCUCUAAUCCCAGGAGUCCUGAAGAUAACAAGAAAAGCUUAGAGGGCUCUAGUGUAGAUGAGCCAGGAUAUGGCCAAAAGGUGGCGCCACUUGACCCACUGCCCCCUGAUGACCCAGGUGUACCUAUAGAGAAGGUUGUCUGCCAGUUUGAUGACUUCAAAGAUGGAGAGAUGCGGGAGGUUGAUAUAGAUGGCAGUAAGGUGCUAUUAGUACGAGAGCAUGGAGAGUAUCAUGCCAUUGGAGCAAGGUGUACUCACGUAAAGGCACCACUAGUCAAAGGAGUUUUGUGCAAUGGGAGGGUACGAUGUCCCUGGCAUGGGGCCUGUUUCAACAUACGCACUGGAGAUAUUGAAGAUUUCCCUGGCCUUGAUAGUCUACAGAAAUACACAACGGUUGUAGAGGAAGGCAAUGUGAAAGUAAAGACGUUUGAUAAACUGCUGAAGUCAAAGAUUAGAGUAAAGGAGAUGUCAUGUUUUAGUGAAAUGGAGGAAGACUUGUAUCUCAUUAUUGGUGGCGGUCCUGCUUCUGUGGUGUGUGCUGAAACUAUAAGACAAGAAGGAUUCAGAGGCAAGGUUGUCAUAGCAACCAAGGAGCCACAUCUUCCGUAUGAUAGAACCAAACUCAGCAAGGCCCCGGAUUCCACUGGCAGCAAACUGGCUUUACGUGAAGCUGACUUCUACAAGGUCUAUGACAUUGAGGUGCUAUCCAACAAGGAGGCAGUCUCUAUAGACACCAUGUUAAACUCUGCUACAUUUGCUGAUGGAGACACAAUUAACUACAAUAAAUUGAUGAUAGCUACAGGUGGAAGACCAAAACCCCUGACUGUGCCUGGUGGGGAUCUAGAAAAUAUUUGCCUGUUGAGAUCCCCAGAAGAUGGCAAUACGAUUGUGGAGCAGAGCAAGGGAAAAAAUGUUGUCGUUGUUGGAACAUCUUUCAUCGGUCUUGAGAUAGCUGCUUACCUCUCCAAGAAAGCUAAAUCAGUGCAAGUUGUAGGACGGAGCAAUGUUCCAUUCAAACACACCCUAGGGGAUAAAGUUGGUGCUGCCAUGCAGAAGAUGCAUGAAGAAAGAGGAGUCAAAUUCCACUUUGGAGCAGAGGUACAAGAAUGUAUAGGAAAAGAUGGGAAAUUAUCUGAAGUUAUCCUUACAACCAAUGAGAAACUUUCUGCAGAUGUAUGCAUUGUGGGUACCGGUGUCCUCCCCUCUACAGUCUUCCUGCAGGAUUCUGGGAUUGAAAUGAACAGUCGGGGCCAUAUUAUUGUUGACAAGUACAUGAGAACCAACAAGGAUAAUGUCUUUGCUGGAGGAGAUAUUGUUGAAUUUCCUCUAUUUACAUCAGGAGAUGAGCCCGUCAACAUCGGCCAUUAUCAGAUGGCUCAUGCCCAUGGUAGAACAGCUGGACUAAGCAUGAUGGAGGUAGAUAUGGAGCUACGCAGUGUGCCUUUCUUCUGGACUGAACAGUAUGGCAAGAGUCUGAGAUACUCAGGUUACAAUGGGCCAGGCUUUGAUGAUGUCAUAAUAGAUGGUAACCUUGACGAAUUGCACUUUACAGCAUACUACACUAAAGGGGACAAAGUAAUUGCAGUAGCUAGUAUGGGGCCGGACCCUAUGACAGGCCAUGCAGCAGAGAUGUUCUUAGCAGGAAAGACUAUUGGCAAGGAGGAGUGUAGGGAUAAAGAGUGGACAAACAGAAUACAGGACUAAAUUCUUCCAAAAUUUGAGCAUUUCCUUAUCCUGAUGUGAAAAACAUUUCAGCUAUCUCCCCACAAGUUUUUACUGAACCCUAUCAUUUUUCCAGUUUUGGUCAAAAUCAUCUCAAUAUUUCACCCAGAGUCUCAACAGGGUGGAGUGUAUUUAC